Messenger RNA from Coniophora puteana RWD-64-598 SS2, 1224 nucleotides. RefSeq lists its product as uncharacterized. The record is from RefSeq and is a predicted model, not a curated record. NCBI's taxonomy places the organism in Eukaryota, Fungi, Basidiomycota, Agaricomycetes, Boletales, Coniophoraceae. The coding region runs from base 1 to 1224 and encodes 407 amino acids. The transcript is spliced from 4 exons.
AUGCCUGAAGACAGUUUAGCAUCUGAAGCCUUACCCGCCCCCCUCCAGUUUGUGCCAUCGUUGAUAGUGCCGGAUGCUUGGUCAUCGUCCGACAUUGGAGCCCAGAGGUCAACGUCCAACGGCGAAGACUUGAUUCUGACAGGUCCAAACUGGAUCGCCGAGGCAUAUCGUACAUUCCGUCUUACCGGCUGGGGAGUAUCCUGCAUUAUCAGACUGGUCGCUCUCCGGUUUCAUAUGGCUCACGACGCGAAAGCAGCAGUCAGACCAUCACGCGAUGACUUCGAGUCGCCGUGGUUCAAAGACGUCGAUACUCUAACAGGUAUUAUUCGGUGCUUCAACUUCCUUGGCAUCCGGUACGAGGUCCCUCCGAUCUUGCGCCUCAUAUACUUUGCAAAACUUCCCGUCAACCACCAUAAAUGGAUUCUGGAGUCGGAAAAACCAUGCCGGAAAUGGCUUUCCGAGAACUAUAUCUGGGGCGACUACGUUGGGGAGAAUCGUUGGUGGGCGAAUCUCAAACCGAAGCGAGGUAGCCCACCCCCGAGUGCGAUCCGGAUGCUGCUACCUCGCCGUGGGAGGGACUACAUUGAAGUCGACUCCAGCAAUGAGGAAGAUGUCAGUGUUAGUGCCAAUGUUCGGAAAGGCAAGAAAGCCACCCACCGUCCGACGUCCGGACGUAUGAUGGGCUCUGCUCAUCCCGCCACCCAUAGUUCAAAGAAACGACAGAGGAUUGUAAGGCGCAAACGGGCUGGGGGCAUCUUAGGCACCGGACGUACUCAUAAGAGGCCUCGGAGGGAGCCAGUUGCAGGUUCAUCCCGCAACAAUGAGGAUCUGUUAGAUUUAGAAGCUGAAGAAGCCGGAUCAUCAGAAGACUUGGAGUUGGAGGCGGGAGAGUGGUCCGGUGAGGGAGAAGGAGUUUGGAUCGGAUCGGACAACGAUAACGAAUAUGUGACAACUCAUCAUGGGACCAUCGUUCUGUCUUCCAGCGCGUCAGAAACUGAGUCAGUCAUACAGAUCACCGACUCACCUCGUCCGGUUGACAGGUUGCUCGCCAACCCGGACGAUGAAUAUGUUCCGAGCUCCGACAUCUCUUCUGCUGGCGAUGUGAUAGGGUCGGACAGUGACAUCGACAUUGAUGAAAGCCUUGACCAAAUGGAACUUGCCACAGCAAGGAUGCAAGUUGCUCUCGAUAUCACUCUCCUCCAUCUCAGAAGGCGAGGCUUUUAA